AUGACCUGGGCUGAAUACGCCAACAAGAUCAACAAUGCCGUCGCAGGCUCUCGAGUGGGUCGAUACUUUCAACUCGAGGGAUCGGGAGCAUAUCGAGAACGCAAGGGCACCCGAUUCUUGACAGAGUUGCGUGCUGGUGUUACGACAUUUUUUGCCAUGGCAUAUAUCAUUUCAGUCAACGCAUCAAUCAUCAGUGAAAGUGGUGGCACCUGUGAAUGUCCAAGAACCCCGGACGAUCCUGUUUGCGACAACAAUGAGGAAUACAUGCAAUGUGUUUUCCAAGUGAAGCUCGAUAUGAUUAUGGCCACUGCUAUCAUGUCCAUGAUUGCUUCUGUUUUGAUCGGUGUACUUGCCAACUUGCCUCUUGGUUUGGCCCCUGGUAUGGGUCUUAAUGCUUAUUUCACAUACAACGUUGUUGGCUAUCAUGGUUCAGGAAAGGUCUCUUAUCAAACAGCUGUCGCCGCUGUGUUGAUUGAAGGAUGCAUCUUUUUGAUUCUUUCCAUUUUUGGUAUCCGUCAGUGGCUCGCACGUGUCAUUCCUAUGAGUAUCAAGGUUGCCAUGGGAUGCGGUAUCGGCCUCUACCUCUGCUUCAUUGGCUUGCAAUCCUCGGCCGGUAUCGGUAUUGUUGGCCUCGACAAAUCCACGCUUGUUGCUCUUGCUGCAUGCCCCGAUCAAUACAAGGAUGCCGAUGGCAUUUGUACAGGCCAUACUAUGGAGAGUCCUACUACUUGGAUGGGUAUUCUUGGUCUUAUUAUCAUGGUAGUCUUGACCAUGUAUCGUGUACGUGGUGCCAUCUUGAUCGGUAUCGUCUUCAUUGCCAUCACAUCUUGGCCCCGUGUCAGCUAUGUCACCUAUUUCCCAUACACCGAAACCGGUAACGCCAUGUUCGACUACUUUAAAAAGGUCGUAACGGUGCAUCCAUUGGACCAUGUUUUAGCCAAAUUCCACUUUGAUUUGGGCUCGCGUGAAAUCUGGAUUGCUUUGAUCACUUUCUUGUAUGUGGAUAUUCUUGACACUACUGGUACCAUGUAUUCCAUGGCUCGCUAUGGUGGAUUCACUGACAAGACUGGUGAUUUUGAGCAUUCCACCUAUGCUUUCAUUGCGGAUGCCAUUGCCGUUAUUGUUGGUUCUUGCUUUGGUAGCUCACCAUGUACUGCAUUCGUUGAAUCAGGCACUGGUAUCUCUGAAGGAGGUCGUACCGGUAUCACUGCCAUUACUAUCGCUUUCGGCUUCUUUAUCUCCAUUUUCUUCUCGCCAAUCUUUGCAAGCUUCCCACCAUGGGCUACUGGUCCUGCCCUUAUCGUCGUAGGCUCUAUGAUGGCUACCAGUGUGCGAAACAUCAAUUGGGAUUAUCCAGGAGACGCUAUACCGGCGUUCUUAACGCUUACGGUCAUGCCCUUCACGCAUGUGUUACAAAAACUUGAUGAUUAUAAGACUAAGUAG
Lichtheimia ornata is the source of this 1443-nucleotide messenger RNA. RefSeq lists its product as uncharacterized. Gene Ontology annotation, cellular component: plasma membrane. The record is from RefSeq and is a predicted model, not a curated record. The transcript has 8 exons. Gene Ontology annotation, biological process: transmembrane transport. Lineage: Eukaryota; Fungi; Mucoromycota; Mucoromycetes; Mucorales; Lichtheimiaceae. Bases 1 to 1443 code for a protein of 480 amino acids. Gene Ontology annotation, molecular function: purine nucleobase transmembrane transporter activity.